This is a messenger RNA of Camelina sativa (false flax), 1155 nucleotides long. NCBI's taxonomy places the organism in Eukaryota, Viridiplantae, Streptophyta, Magnoliopsida, Brassicales, Brassicaceae. The record is from RefSeq and is a predicted model, not a curated record.
UGCGCUCCUCUCUUUCCAUAUGUAAUCCAAUCAUUAACAAUGGAUUCCGAAAUCGCGUUCGACAGGUCUCCGUGUUACCAAGUCUACAAGAGUGGCCGCAUCGAGCGUCUCUCAGGUGAAACAACCGUCCCACCAUCACUUACCCCUCAAAAUGGCGUCGUCUCGAAAGACGUCGUCGUCUACUCGCCGGAGAAAAACCUUUCCGCCCGCCUCUACGUCCCGGAGAAAGUCACGGAUGAAAAGCUCCCGAUGCUCAUCUACUUCCACGGUGGUGGUUUCAUCAUAGAAACAGCUUUCUCUCCGACUUACCACAAUUUCCUCACAUCCGCAGUCGCCGCCGCUAACUGUUUAGCCAUCUCAGUCGAUUACCGCCGUGCACCGGAGUUUCCGAUCCCGAUCCCGAUCCCGUACGAAGAUUCAUGGGAUUCUCUCAAAUGGGUCUUCACUCAUAUCACCGGAUCCGGGUCGGAAACUUGGAUAAACAAACACGGCGAUUUCGGAAAGGUGUUUCUAGCCGGAGAUAGCGCCGGUGGGAACAUAGCUCAUCAUCUCACGACUCGAGCUAAAACAGAGAGACUUUGUUGUGAUUCUUUAAUCUCUGGGAUGAUCUUGAUUCAUCCAUAUUUUUGGGGGAAGACUCCAAUAGAUGAGUUUGAGGUUAGAGAUGUAAUCAAGAGCCAAAAGAUUGAAGGAAGCUGGGGAAUCGCGAGUCCGAAUAGUAAAGACGGAGUUGAUGAUCCGUUGAUCAAUGUGGUCGGAUCGGAAGACUCUGACUUAUCAGGGUUAGGUUGUGGAAAGGUUCUGGUGAUGGUAGCUGGAGAUGAUCUGUUAGUGAGACAAGGUUUGUGUUACGCGGCCAAGCUGAAGAAGAGUGGAUGGGAUGGCGAAGUUGAGGUCAUGGAGACUAAAGAUGAGAGCCAUGUUUUUCAUUUGAAGGAUUCUAAGAGUGUUAAUGCUCGUCAAGUUGUGAUGAAACUUGCUGAGUUUAUUAAUUAAUGUGCUUGGUUGCAUGCAUUUCCAAAAGGAGUAUAAUUAUGUUGUCAAGUCACAAUUUUACUUUUCUUUUUUCUUUUCAAAAUCACAAUUUUACAUUUGCAUGUAACAAAAAAUGUAGAAGGUUGAAUAUUUUACAGUUUAUAUAAGCCACCAAUUGAU